GAUAUUUUUAUAUAUAUAUACGCUUGUUCAAGAAACGAGAUGUCGACUAUAUCUUAUAUAAUCUGUGGACUACAUUGUAUUUUGAAGAGAAAUUGUAACAAUAGCGCAUAUUUUAGUUUAAAGAAAGUUUAGGUUUUUCAAAUUCAAAACUUUCAUUUACUCUGAUGAAUCUGGAUCAAGAAGAAAACGUCGUCUUUUCACCACCUACUAUAUACGAUCAACAAUAUCCGGAUUUCGUAGAAAAUGUACUAAAAGAAGCAGCCGACGAUUUUGAAAAAGAAAAAAAAUUUUCUGAUCAAAAUCUAUUAAAACUAUACAAGCUAUUUAAUAGAACAUUUGAAAGAGCCUUAGAUUUAUAUGAACAAAAACGAGUGACACAGGUUUCGACAUCUAGUACGAUUAUAACAGAGCCAUACAAGAGUGUAAGCGAGGUCAGUUGGUUGAUGCAAGUUAAAGGACACUCUGGAGUAUCAUACACACUUUUUCCUGAAAUAAAUUAUUGUACUUGUACAGCUUUUAGACAUCAGGUACUGAGAGAUCGGUCCGCUUUUACAUGUAAACAUGUUUUGGCAGCUUGGCUAGCCAGUGUUGAUAAUGAAAAGUUGUUGCACCAACAAUUAACGCAGAAACAGUUUGAUAAUUUAUUAUUAUAUCAGACUACAGCUAUUUGCUUCGGCAGUGAAAAUGGAUUGAAAAUUACAGUAGAAGAUGCAAAAUGUAUGCAGGCUACUGUAUAUAUCCCAUCUGCAGUUUUCGAUGAAUUUGAAUUGAAAGAGGAUGUGACUUUUUCAUUAAGUUUAAAUAUAUUAGUAGAGUGCCUUUGUAUGUUCUGGCCAGCAUCCCAAGAUAAUUCAGUUGCAGUGCAAAUGUUUUACAAAGGUACAGGUUAUCCUGUAAGUAUUAUCAUUGAAGAAGAUGGUGUCAUCACAGAUUGCUCUUUGAAAACGCUAGAGGUAGAUACAUUAUUAGAUUUUCAUCUGGAGGCCGAAAAUAUUGUAAAUAAAGUAGUGUUGCAAACAGAAUUGUUAAAGGAUAUCAUAGCUGAAUUAGAUCCAACUAGCGAAUUAGUUGAGUUUCAUUUGUCACCAGAUGAUCCUUUCUUCAGAAUUAGCACAAAUGGUCUAGGCGGUAUUUGUCAUAUUGAUUUACCUCACGAUAGCGCUUUGAUAGAUACUUUUCAAUGUACAUCAACGGCAACAUCCAGUUUCAAAUUAGCACACAUUAAACCGGCGAUGAAAGCGUUAUCGUGUGCUAACAAAGUUUGCCUAAGAACCAGCAGUGCUGGAAUAUUAAACUUUCAAUACAUGAUAAAAACCGAAAAUGGGCAUACUUGUUACAUGGAAUAUUAUAUAUCUCCAUUAAUAGAUACGGACGAUUAAAUAGUGAUAUACAUACUUUAAUGAUAACAGUAAUAUGCCCAGAUGCCUAUUUGUGUGGAAAGUUCUCUAUUACUAAUGAUUAAAUAUAUUUAAUACAUACCUUUUAAUUUAUACUUUUUUUUACAUCUUCAGAUAUUUUAGAUCUUUCUUUUAAAUAUUGUAUAGUUUUAUUUUUCGCUAUAUACAUAUUUAUGCGCGUUUUGAAAGAAUUACAAGGUAAAAAGAUUGUGAUGAAAAUGCGUGUCCACAUUUCCAUUAAUCCUUAUUUGUAGAAAAGAACAUAUUUUUUAUUUGGUUUCAUACACAAUAGGUAAUGCAGUUACACUGCUGUACAUGGAACAUUAUGUAGUACGUAAUAUGUAAAUACAUCAGAAAAUGUGCACAAUGUAAGCGGCUAAUAUUUGUUUCAAUUAUUAUUUGCUAUACUCAUUUUAUAAACACAUGCAUAUUUAAAGAUUAAAUAUGAAUUAAAUAUAUAAAUUCUAACUUUGUAGGAAAACAAC
Molecule: messenger RNA, 1882 nt
Organism: Formica exsecta
Lineage: Eukaryota; Metazoa; Arthropoda; Insecta; Hymenoptera; Formicidae
Gene: Rad1
Product: cell cycle checkpoint protein RAD1
Exons: 7
Coding region: 165-1379 (404 amino acids)
Biological process (GO): DNA repair; DNA damage checkpoint signaling
Cellular component (GO): checkpoint clamp complex; nucleus
Molecular function (GO): zinc ion binding; 3'-5' exonuclease activity
Source: RefSeq, a predicted model, not a curated record